This is a messenger RNA of Klebsormidium nitens, 1743 nucleotides long. The record is from the annotation of a GenBank genome assembly. NCBI's taxonomy places the organism in Eukaryota, Viridiplantae, Streptophyta, Klebsormidiophyceae, Klebsormidiales, Klebsormidiaceae.
AUGGCAUCCUUGGCCCCUUUGGGAGUCCGGCCACCUGCAAGCAGGAAUCGGCCUGCGACUUCGGCUCCCGUGGCUGCGGUAGCUGCGGUUGUCGGGGCAUCGAGCGCGACCAAAGAUCAUGGAGCGCAUUCGGCACCGACGGGUGUUCUGGGUACGCUCGAAGACACUAAUCAGAAGGAUGUGAAGGGCGUGGAGACGGAGGCGCCGCCCGCCGAUUCCAAAGAGCCGGCUCCAGGGACUGGCAAUGGAGCUGAAGGAGGAACUACUUCCAACAGUGCGGCAAAGGGUAACACGGGAGAUGGGGUUUCGAUGAGAGGGGAGGACAACGGAGGGGAGGACAAAGAGAAGAGAGAAAAGGAAGUGGAGCAGGAGGUGAGCGAAGAGCUAGGGGCGCCUGAUGAAGUUCUGGUCCCCAAUGCGGUUAUGGUGGCUUUCCCCGACCCUGCCGCGAUUACCAAGGAGCCGUUGAUGUCUAUGGUGAACUCCGAAGGCUACAGCAUCGUCUCCAAGGCAGAGGUGACUACGCAUUUCCUUCCCAAAGGCAAGCCAGGCGUGUGUAGGGCGAGGCCGACGGCGACGGGAGUAUUCGGCGAAAGAAGCUGCUACGUGGUGGGUAGUAGGAAGGCACCGGGCCUGGGUGCGGCGAGAAAGUCCCAAAAGCAGGGAUUGAGGGACGAACAAGAAGACGAGGAGGUGCAGAGCGAGGUAGGGGUAAAGGGAAAGGGUAGCGGACCUGGAGAGGGAGAAGAGAGAGCUGAGAGAGCAGAGAACAGAGGAGAGAACCAGCAUAAUGAGAGAAUUGAUCGGUGGGCGAAAGGCAUUUUUACGAGGGAUGAACAUGAGAUGAGAAGGGAAGGAAGAGUAGACGAGCAUUUGGUAAGAGAGAUGAGAGAAGCGUGGGAGGGAGACGGGGGCCAGAGAGAUACCGGGGCGAAGGCAGGACAGAGCGUGACAGGGGCGGAGGGUGGAGAGAGUGCGGCAAAGGAGGAGGCGGGACAAAACGAGAGGGUAGAACUGGAGAUAGUGACGGAUGCAGUGUUGUUGAGCGGGAAGAUCCAAGUGACGAACGCGCUCAAGUUACUUUUACAGAGAACGAAACCGGAGAGAGUGAAAAGUCUGGAAGGGGCGAUCGAUGGGGAGAGGGUGUUGGUCAGGGAUGCGGAGGUGUGUUUGGGAAGAAAGUUGAGGGACGGCAGGUAUUGGAUUGGGGGCCAAACGACAAAGAUGAAGACGGUAAACGGGGAGCCUGUUAGGAGUUGGAAGUGCGUUGGGGGGAUGACGUGUGUAAACGGGGAUUGCGGGUACAAGAAGCAAUUCGGAAAAGAGAACUCGACGGGGUUUGAGAUGCGGGGGACGCUGCGAAAAUGGAUCUGCUUUCACUGCGACCACGAGGCGAAGCAUUCGUCGGACACGUGUCAGGCCGUAAAGUGGACGGUGAGAAACAAGAAGGAAGUAGCGUUUUGCUACAUGGGGAAGCACAACCACGAUUUGGGGAUGCUGGAGAGCAAGAGCGAUGCGGAUGAGAGGCAGCUGCAGGUGAUGAGCAUGGUGAGGAUGGACCGAUCGAUGACGCCGUCGCGCGCGAAGACGGCGGUAGCGGUGGCAGCGAUCCUCGAUGAGAUGGAGGACAACCCCGGAAAAGACUGCGCGGAAAAGUUGGUGGAGAAGUUGCUCCCCCUUCAAAACGCAAGGAGGCUGAAGGAGUGGGUCGAGCAAGCUAGGGCGGGACGAGCCGGGGUGUGA